Molecule: messenger RNA, 2457 nt
Organism: Cuscuta campestris
Lineage: Eukaryota; Viridiplantae; Streptophyta; Magnoliopsida; Solanales; Convolvulaceae
Source: the annotation of a GenBank genome assembly
CUUGUUUCCCUCUCAUGAAAACUCCAUAUUCACGAAACAAACCCCUCAAUUUGGAGGAACUGAAACCCUACAUAUAAUUUUCCUCAAUCCCUUCCGGUCAUCUUCUUGUUCUUCUUUCUCCCCCCUCCCCAAUAAUUAAUCUUCAAACACAGUGAAGCUGCGACUCUCCAUCUCUCUAUCUCACUCUUGUGCAUACAAUCGGCGGUGAGCGGUUUCAGUGGCGGAGCAUGGCGGCGGACAGUUCUUCGUCGGCGCCUAGAUCUGGGACAUCGCCCGAAUCUUACGUCGGGAGCUUGAUUAGCUUGACGUCGAAGAGCGAGAUCAGAUACGAAGGUAUUUUGAUUAACAUCAACACCGAGGAGUCCAGUAUCGGCCUGCGAAACGUAAGAUCAUUUGGAACAGAAGGAAGGAGAAAAGAGGGUCCCCAAGUUCUUCCCAGUGACAAAGUUUACGAAUUUAUAUUAUUUCGGGGAACUGAUAUCAAGGAUUUACAAGUUAAGACUUCUUCACCUGUUCAGAGUGUACCACAAAUAAACAAUGACCCAGCUAUUAUCCAGUCCCAUUAUCCUCGUCCACCUACCACAUCUUCCAGCUUGCCUACUGUAGUUAGUGCACCAGCAAUGGAUCUUAAUUCUCAGUCCACGCAGCUGGGUAAUCCUGGUUCUUUCUCCCAAGCCCAAAGUGCCCUACCUUUGUAUCAGCCUGGAGGGAAUUUUGGCCCUUGGGGCUCUUCACUUCCACAACAGAGUGCAAGUGCCAGUGGACUUGGCAUGCCAAUGUAUUGGUCAGGAUUUUAUGGUACCCCUAAUGGUCUACCCCAAUUAAACCAACAAUCGCUGCUUCGGCCACCACCUGGAUUGUCGAUGACUCCUUCCAUGCCGCAAAUGCAGUAUUCGGCUUUCAACACAUCAAUUCCAACGGGAGGAUUGGGCUUACCGAGUUCAAACUUGCCUGAAUACCCCUCUCAGUUGAUUUCAAACACUGCUAGUUUACCCUCAUCUUUACCUGCUUCAUCAUUGCCAUCAAGUGUUCAACCCCCCUCAACAUUGCCUUCAACUGUGCUGCCCCUACAACUUGUACCAACUUUGCCUUCAUCUGUUCUGCCAUUUCAGAAUCCGCCACCCAGUUCUGAAACAAUGCCCAGUACUUUGUCAAACAAGACUUCAUUGACAGCGGUUCCCUCAACAACUUUUAAUUCUACUUUGUCAGCAUCUGCUCCUUCUCCUACAGUCCCUGGUGCAACUGCUGUUGGGUCUCUUGUCAGCAAUAUACCCAGCCAUUUCCCAGCUAUGUCUCAAACUAAAGUUUCUGUUGGACCUUCAAAUACUAGUGCUCCAGUGGAGACAGCCACACCUUCACUACUAACUCCUGGACAUCUAUUGCCAUCUGGACCCACUGCUGUCCUACCAAAUCAAUCAGUACAGACUGUACAAAAGGACGUUGAAGUGGUUCAAGUGUCACCAUCAGAACAGUCAGCAACUGUAAAAUCUGAAGCUCAGCCGCCGAUUUUGCCAUUACCUCAACAAACAUAUGUACAAAGGCCGAAUGGAGCUUCACAUCAGAUGCGGCACAGUUAUAGGGGACGUGGAGGAAGAGGAACUGGGAUCUCAAGGCCAUUGACAACUUUUACGGAGGAGUUUGAUUUUAUGGCCAUGAAUGAGAAAUUUAAUAAAGAUGAAGUAUGGGGUCAUCUUGGUAAGACUGCCAAAUCCGAUACAAGGGACAAAAGGAAUGCAAAUGACAAUGGUGAAGAUAAUAAUUUUCACAAACAGGAUGGCGCUGACCUUCCCACGGCUGAUGUCAAGCCUGUUUAUAACAAGGACGACUUUUUCGACUCUCUGUCUUCCAAUGCUCUGGACAGAGAAUCCAAUCAAGCAAGGACUAGAUUCUCUGAGCAAAGGAAGAUUGAUGUUGAGACAUUUGGAGAUUUCUCAAGGUACAGGGGUGGUGGCCGUGGUGGCCGUGGCUCUUAUCGUGGGGGCCGGUCUCGAGGAUAUUACAAUGGUGGAGGAGGUGGAGGAGGAUACACCGGAGGAGGAUACACUGGAAGAGGAUAUGGUGGUGGGUACGGUGGCAGAGGCCGUGGUCGAGGAGCUUCAGAUUAGAGCAAAUAUUUACGGGGUUUGUACCGGUGCAUGUGGUAAAAAGAAGUUUGGCUAAAAACAGAAGUUCUUCACCUCAGGAUUGGCAUGUUUUUUAUUGAUUCUGCAUUGUAGUUUUUGGUCAUUCGAGGAAUAAAUCUAAGGUUGACGUAUGAUCGCUGUCUUGCUAAUCAGUUCCCCCCCCCCCCUCCUCCUCCUCCAAAUUAUAUACAGUUCAUAUAUGAUCAAAGUACAGUGUAUUCAUUUUAAUUUUUGUUUUUUCUAAGGUUGACCAACUGUAAGACCAUAUUCAAUGCAAAUCCCAAACUCAAUCUCUUGCAUUGCAUGAAAAGUAGAAAAAAUGAGACCGUUCCAA